Effrenium voratum is the source of this 738-nucleotide messenger RNA. The record is from the annotation of a GenBank genome assembly. NCBI's taxonomy places the organism in Eukaryota, Dinophyceae, Suessiales, Symbiodiniaceae.
AUGCUGAUGGGUCCCGCGUCCGCAGAACUGAAGGAUAUUCUGGAAGCGGGGACGAUAAAGAUUGCAACGCCUGAAAAUUUUCCACCCUUUGGUGCGCUUGGCGCGGAUGGCGAAUAUGUAGGGUACGACAUCGAUGUCGCCAAAAUGAUCGCGGAAGACCUUGGCGUAGAACUGGAACUGGUUCCGGUUACGUCCAAGCAGCGGAUCCCGUUUCUUGAAACCGAUCGCGUUGAUUUGGUUAUCUCGACACUGGGUGCCAACCCUGAACGCGCCAAAUCGAUCUGGUUUUCACACGCCUAUGCGCCGUUCUUUUCUGGUGCCUUUGCCAAGAAAGAUGUUGAAGUUUCUUCGAUCGCCGACUUUGCCGGCAAAAAGAUAGCUGUCACGGGCGGGACACUCGAAGACCUGGCCAUUACCGAAGAUGCACCGGAACGCUCGGAAAUAAUCCGGUUCGGUGACAACGCGGCAACCAUCGCGGCCUAUGUGUCCGGCCAAACGGAUGUAAUCGUGACAGGCAAUAUGGUCGCACUAGGUAUUUCGAACGACAAUCCCGAUUUCGAUCUUGAGACAAAGUUCGUCAUCGCGAAUUCGCCGUCUUAUAUUGGCGUGAAAACCGGCAACAUUGACCUGCUUCAGUGGGUCAAUGUGUUUGUUCUGCACAAGAAGCUGAACGGCAAGUUGAAUGGGCUCUCCGAGAAGUGGCUCAAGACGCCAUUGCCGCCUCUUCCAGCACUCUGA